GGCGAGUCUGGGAAGAGCACCAUUGUCAAACAGAUGAAGAUCAUCCAUGAGGAUGGCUACUCGGAGGAGGAGUGCCGGCAGUACAAAGCCGUGGUCUACAGCAACACCAUUCAGUCCAUCAUGGCCAUCAUCAAGGCGAUGGGGAACCUGCAGAUCGACUUUGGAGACUCCUCCAGAGCGGACGAUGCUCGGCAGCUGUUCGCGCUGUCCUGCACUGCCGAGGAGCAGGGCAUCAUGCCGGAGGACCUGGCCAAUGUUAUCCGGAGGUUGUGGGCUGACAACGGGGUCCAGGCGUGUUUUAACCGCUCUCGAGAGUACCAGCUGAAUGACUCUGCUGCCUACUACCUGAAUGACCUGGAGCGGAUAGCCCGCGCCGACUACAUCCCCACCCAGCAGGAUGUGCUGCGCACCCGCGUGAAGACCACCGGCAUCGUGGAGACCCACUUCACCUUCAAGGACCUGCACUUCAAGAUGUUCGACGUGGGCGGCCAGCGCUCGGAGCGGAAGAAGUGGAUCCACUGCUUCGAGGGGGUGACGGCCAUCAUCUUCUGCGUGGCCCUGAGCGCCUACGACCUGGUUCUGGCUGAAGAUGAGGAGAUGAACCGCAUGCACGAGAGCAUGAAGCUGUUUGACAGCAUCUGCAACAACAAGUGGUUCACGGACACGUCCAUCAUCCUCUUCCUCAACAAGAAGGACCUCUUUGAGGAGAAGAUCGUGCACAGCCCCCUGACCAUUUGCUUCCCUGAGUACACAG
Molecule: messenger RNA, 754 nt
Organism: Pterocles gutturalis (yellow-throated sandgrouse)
Lineage: Eukaryota; Metazoa; Chordata; Aves; Pterocliformes; Pteroclidae
Product: guanine nucleotide-binding protein G(i) subunit alpha-2
Exons: 6
Biological process (GO): adenylate cyclase-modulating G protein-coupled receptor signaling pathway; gamma-aminobutyric acid signaling pathway
Cellular component (GO): heterotrimeric G-protein complex
Molecular function (GO): G protein-coupled receptor binding; GTP binding; GTPase activity
Source: RefSeq, a predicted model, not a curated record